This is a messenger RNA of Theobroma cacao (cacao), 1307 nucleotides long. It is a transcript of the gene CRL, whose product is annotated as crumpled leaf. Gene Ontology annotation, biological process: protein-phycocyanobilin linkage. NCBI's taxonomy places the organism in Eukaryota, Viridiplantae, Streptophyta, Magnoliopsida, Malvales, Malvaceae. Gene Ontology annotation, molecular function: lyase activity. The record is from RefSeq and is a predicted model, not a curated record.
CUACCCAACACCCGAAACUCCGACGCCCUGUUUCAAUUCAAAAAAACGUACCAAUCCAUCCUCUCGCUUUAUCACAGAAUUUUUGCUUCAUUUCUGGGAAAAACAAAGUCAGGAAAGUAAAUAAAAAAUUAAAAAAAAAAGAAAAAGUGAGGACCUUACAAAAACAGUUCCUAUUUCCAACUCCCGAAAUAUUUUUGCAGAGGAAAAAAAAAAAAAAAGGUCGAGUAAGAAUAAGAUGGUGGGUGUUUGGAUAAGGUGAGGAAGAUUGGGGGAAUUAUAAAUAUAUAUGGGAAGGGGUUCGGAAUCGGAGUCGGGGUCGGACUCGAAUGGAUGGAGCCGAGCUCGAGGUUUGGUGGUGAAGACUCUGGUGCUUAUUGGGGGCGCCAUUUUGCUCAAGCGAUUAACCAAAUCCACGACUCGCUGGGACCACGCUAGAAUCGUUGCUCGUUCUCUUAGCGGCGAAAAGUUCUCGAGGGAGCAAGCGUCUAGAGAUCCGGAUAAUUACUUCAACAUCAGAGCACUUACUUGCCCAGCAGCAGAGAUGGUGGAUGGUUCUAAAGUUUUAUAUUUAGAACAGGCAUUUUGGAGGACUCCUCAGAAACCCUUUCGGCAGAGGUUUUACAUGGUGAAGCCUUGUCCAAAAGAUCUGAAAUGUGAUGUUGAGGUAAGUUCAUAUGCAAUUAGAGAUGUGGAGGAGUACAAGAAUUUUUGUGAUCGCCCAAGGGAUCAACGCCCGCUACCUGAAGAAGUUAUUGGUGAUAUUGCAGAACAUCUGACAACCAUAUAUCUCAAACGCUGUGAAAGGGGGAAACGUUGUUUAUAUGAAGGUUCAACUCCACCAGGUGGAUUCCCAAAUUCAUGGAAUGGAGCAACAUACUGCACUUCAGAACUUUCAAUUUUAAAGAAUAAUGAGAUACAUACCUGGGAUAGGGGUUAUGAUGAUGAUGGAAAUCAGGUCUGGGGAGUGAAGGAAGGUCCUUAUGAGUUCAAGCCUGCACCUGCCUCUAGCUUCAAUGGCAUGUUUUCGCCUCUAAAUUUCCCCCCUUCAGAGCCCAUGGAGAAAAGAAUAGAGGGUUCGUUUGUCUUGCAGGAAUGAUUUUGUUGUUAUACAUUUGUACUUUGUAAAUUAUACGUCCCUUACAUAAGCUCGAGUGAAGCUCGCUGACUGUACUGUUAGUUAUAUCUUUACCGAUUUUGGGUCAAGUAAUUAUAGAUACAAUGCUGUACACAAGAAACAUUAUGCAGUACGCAGUGAAACCUUUGGUGAGGCACACAGAAUAUGGCAAAGUGCGGGAUUCAGGAGUUAA